AUGCUGUCCGGUGAUACAGCUCGAGCUUUAUCAUGGCUCUUGGCAAACAUGACUGCUUUGGUAGAUGAAGGAGGGGAAAGCCCCAUAGUUGAUUCCAUUCCACUCGAGAAGAUUAUCAGCGAACCAGCAUCUUUCUCAAUUUCAAAAGGAGAAGGUGAGCCUUCGACUGAGGCAACUCCAGUAGAAGAAGUAACAGAGGAACAUCCUACAGAUGAAGAAAUCUGGUCAGAUUGGUCAGGAUGGUCUUCUUGCAAUUGCGGUUUUGCAUACCGGAAGAGAACGUGCAUCUCAAAACCUAAUGGCUGUCAACUUCCUGAAUAUCAUAAGAAGGCUUGUAAAUCAGAUGUCUGUAAUCCCAUUUCAUAG
Molecule: messenger RNA, 366 nt
Organism: Auanema sp. JU1783
Lineage: Eukaryota; Metazoa; Nematoda; Chromadorea; Rhabditida; Rhabditidae
Source: the annotation of a GenBank genome assembly